AUGCAAAAAUUAGGCGCUUCCCCUAUUCAUGCCGAUAUCCUCCUUUGCAUUCUGUGCGCGCUUCCAACGUUUGAGGCAUUGUUCGCCACCGUCAGGGCCUCAAAAGCUUUUCACGCUACUUACGUUCAACACGGGAAGCGAGUUCUUAACUCCGUUGCCUUCAACUAUGUGGGCCCCGCGCUUCCUUUAGCUUUGCAGGUCGCCCGCUACGAUUCGCAUCUUUCACCUGAGGGAUUCAAUACAGGACUGUCGGAUAAUGACCACAACACAGGCCUUCAGGUAGAAAUCAAGGACGUUUAUCCCUUGGUAAACAAUGAAAAAGUCGUCGCAGAGUGGGAGAAUUUAUUUAGUUUUCGAAAGAAAGACAUGCGUCAUGAAACCAGUCAACUUACAAGCUUGGAAUCUUGGCAAUUCCGAAAGGCAAUGCAUCGUCUGAUGUUGUAUACACGUCUCUUCCCAACUGACGAGUAUGCCUAUUGCAUCACGAGCAAUAGUGACUGUGUUGAUCUCACCACCAAAUUAGAAAAAGAACUCCUCACACGACAGGAGUUUCUGUCGGACUGUUUCACCAACGAACUUGAUCAACUACGCGAAGUGGCAACUUUUGCGCUGGAAAUCAUAAGAUGGGUUGAUAAUGUCGAUAGUUCUGACAUGAUAGCAUCCAACAGAGAUUUUACUGACAUCGCCCUUUCUGUUGGACCUGCCGUAAUCCUCGAAUGUUACAAAACCCUCGGAUUCGAACCCUUGACUGAAACGAUCAACAAACUGUGUACCGAUACAACGCCCGAUUAUUUUGAAGAUAAAAGUUCACGACCUCUACUCGCUGGGUAUCUCUUCAAAUCCGUCUCAGCUGUUCUCGAAAAUCGCGAUGCAAAUGACCACCGAUACGUUCGCAGUGUGGUGCUGAAUCCUACAUCGGGGGACUCUGGGGCAAAACUAACCCUUGGUACCUAUCUCUUUCCCUCCCUGUCUAUGUUCAUGAAGGGCGAGCUUCAUCGCAAUCCUGUCGAAAUCAAGCACGUCGAGGCACUGCUCGUCAAAACUCCGUUUAAAGAGAUUUAUGAAGAUAUCUACAGCAAGAAUCUCAAACUACCCGCGUGGCACGACAGAAACGACGAUUAUUGGAUAUGCCAGGCAUGCCUAACACAAUUUGUAAAGGACCACCUUCACUUAUGGGUCAUUAUGAAGCGGAAAGAAGCAAAGGAACGAAUAGCGAAUGAUUGUUGGUAUGGAUAUAACUGUCGAACCCAAGUCCACAAAUCAAAUCACGCGCAACAGCUCAAUCAUCUGUGCGAGCCGACGCGAUGA
Lentinula edodes (shiitake mushroom) is the source of this 1308-nucleotide messenger RNA. RefSeq lists its product as uncharacterized. Bases 1 to 1308 code for a protein of 435 amino acids. Gene Ontology annotation, biological process: mitotic cell cycle checkpoint signaling; protein ubiquitination; ubiquitin-dependent protein catabolic process. Gene Ontology annotation, cellular component: nucleus. The record is from RefSeq and is a predicted model, not a curated record. The transcript has 8 exons. NCBI's taxonomy places the organism in Eukaryota, Fungi, Basidiomycota, Agaricomycetes, Agaricales, Omphalotaceae. Gene Ontology annotation, molecular function: ubiquitin-protein transferase activity.